AUGGUGACGCCAUUCAUCCGCCGCCAGGCUCAGUAUGCACACAGAGCUACAGUGGGCCAGAGCUCCCUUUCGGUAGCAGGAGGAGCAUCGACAGAUAUGCUCAGCAAGCUGAAAGUUCUCAUUUGCUGUCCGCCGGAACUGGACAGCAAACGCACACAGACACACAGGCCAGGAAGGCAGACAGGUGUGGCAGCCGUAGUAGGAGCGGCAGUACCAGUGGAACAGAGCCGACGCAGUGCACCAGAGGCUGAUAUUGAGUUGCCGGAUGUGCUGUACGAUGCCAACGAUUGUCGUCGCUUUCACACCGGCCAGCUGUUGGGUCGCGGCACCUUCGGACGCUGCUACAAGCUCGUCGACGUGGCCACAGGUCAAGACUAUGCCGCCAAGAUCAUCUCAAAGCGGCUGCACAUCAGCACCCUUUACACGCCCACCGAAAUGGCAGCCAGAGAGAUCACUGUCCAGCGCCAUCUCAAACAUCCGCAUAUUGUCCGUUUCGAGAGUUUCUUUGAGGACGCGGACCGCAUCUACAUACUGCUCGAACUCUGCUCCAGAGGGUCGCUGCGCGGACUUCUCCAGCGCCGCAAAUCGUUGACUGAAUACGAAUGCCGAUACUUCAUUCAUCAACUGGUUCUGGGCGUUCAGUAUCUACACGACUACCGCAUCAUUCACCGGGAUCUGAAGCAGGAGAACCUUCUCCUAGACGAACACAUGCAGCUAAAGAUCGGCGACUUCGGUUUGGCCACGCACCUGUCCCAUGCGGGAGAACGGAAGCAGAUGCAGUGCGGAACACCAGACUACACGGCGCCCGAGGUGCUCAGCGGCGAGGGUUACUCCCUAGAGGUGGACAUCUGGGCCAUCGGUUGUGUACUCUACGAACUGUUGCACGGCAAGCCGCCAUUUGAUUCUGAAACCCUGGAGGGCACCAUACGCAAAGUAAGGGCAGCCGAAUACGUCCUUAGCUGUGAGAUGAGUCCGGCCGCCUCCAAUAUGAUCAGCCAGCUGCUCCAACUGCACCCGCCAAGCAGACCUGGCGCCCAGGAACUGCUCCGACAUGAGUUCCUUCGGCAUGCCGACCUGGUCAAGUCCCUCUCCAACGCCUGUUUGAUUCUGGCACCCCCGACGAAAAAGGCAAAUGCAGCGUUGCAUGCGCAAAGACAGACUCUGGGGGCGACCAUCAAGCUAUAA
Messenger RNA from Scaptodrosophila lebanonensis, 1185 nucleotides. Its product is annotated as serine/threonine-protein kinase polo-like. Gene Ontology annotation, cellular component: spindle pole; nucleus; centrosome. The record is from RefSeq and is a predicted model, not a curated record. Gene Ontology annotation, biological process: protein phosphorylation; mitotic cell cycle; regulation of cytokinesis. Gene Ontology annotation, molecular function: protein kinase activity; ATP binding. The coding region runs from base 1 to 1185 and encodes 394 amino acids. NCBI's taxonomy places the organism in Eukaryota, Metazoa, Arthropoda, Insecta, Diptera, Drosophilidae. The transcript has a single exon.